Molecule: messenger RNA, 1230 nt
Organism: Alternaria triticimaculans
Lineage: Eukaryota; Fungi; Ascomycota; Dothideomycetes; Pleosporales; Pleosporaceae
Exons: 1
Coding region: 1-1230 (409 amino acids)
Source: RefSeq, a predicted model, not a curated record
AUGUUCGAACAUGAGCCCUUCGAAACUUUCCAGUUCAAGGUAGUCGACCUAUGUCAGAAGGAGUGGCCGAAUCUCUCGAAAGACUCCUUCACCAUCACGCGUAUGGAUGGUGGCUCUUACAACCGCGUGAUCAACAUCCAGGUCGACGGGUCUCGAUAUCAAGCUAGCUGGGUUGAGCGGCAGAUACGCUGGUUUCUUCGAACGUUUUGUCCCGGUAUGUUACGCAAGACGGAGCUCAGAGACUAUGUGCUGCGUAUACCGCGUAUGGAGCAUGCGUGGGUUGAACACGAAGUCUCUAUCCUCAAGUUUCUUGCUGCGACGAGCAUUCCAGUACCCAGGAUCAAGACUUUCAGCUUCUCAACUGAGAACCCAAUUGGUAGCCGAUAUACGAUCCAGCCACGUGUUCCGGGGAAGUCAGUAAUCGACGUCUAUUCUGAGCUCAACACGCAGCAGCGCAUCUCCUUCGCGCGAGAUCUAGGCUCUGCACUGAAGGAGAUGAGCAAGAUCCAGUCGCCAUCUCCUGGCACACUGAAUCCAGAAAGCAUUCUCGCUGGAUCAUCAGAAACGCAGCUACUGCGAUUACAAUGCCCACCACGAAACGCGUUUCGCCAAACCAAUGAGGUCUUCGUGGCAGCUACCCCUCAAACUGUUCGAGAAUUCCUCAUGUCACAAUUCGCUCGUCAACGCGCAUUCGACCUAACCCUCAAUCGUAAAUUCCUGAACCCUUGGAAACCGUUCACAGCCAUCAUUCAGCAUCUACACACGCUUGGCUUUCUUAACGACAACAUCUACGCACUCACACACAUGGAUCUCGAGCCACGCAACAUGCUCAUCCACAUCACCUCUCCCACCACCGCUACCCUCUCCGCAAUCUUAGACUGGGAUGAAACCGUCUUCGCCCCCACCUUCAUGAAUUGCCGAUCCCCAUACUGGCUGUGGAAUUUCGAAGAGAGCGAUGACGAACCGGAAGAGGCUGAUGCCAACGAUAUACCGGAAGACGUCGAUCUUGCGGCCGUAAAGAAGUCCUUUGAGGAUGCUGCUGGUGAGAACUAUUGUAAGUUGGCCUAUACGCCUGAGUACAGGAUUGCGAGGGAUAUUACAAGAUUGGCUAUCAUGGGUAUUUGGUCUAAUAUGGACUAUGAUGAGGCGAAGGAGAUUCUGAAAGAGUGGAACGCGGCCUAUCCACAACUGGAGGUAUGUGGGAUUUUUGAUGAUGGGGAAGAGGAUUAG